UGGAAGGAUAUAAAAGCAGCUGCCAGGCAGCGUGGCUGGCCACACAGUUCUGGCCAGAGAGCUGCAGCACACUGCCCUCAGCACUCCAACCUCGAGACUUCCAUCCUUCUACUGAGCUCCCCUUUCAUCCAGCUUCCCAACAACUCCAGAACCCCACAGACACAGGGUACUGCUUCUUUCCUGCGGACAGUCAUGAGGUCCCGACUCCUGCUUUCUGUGGCCCACCUGCCCACCAUUCGGGAAACCUUGGAGGAGCCACUCGCCAUGGGCUCUGGUCUGGAGCCCCCUGCCUCUCCCAGCCUGGAUGACUAUGUGCGGUCCAUCUGUCAGCUGGCACAGCCCACCUCAGUGCUGGAGGAGGCAGGAGCCCGGGCCCGGCCCCGAAGACCCCUCCGAGUGGGAGGCCUCGAGAAGUGCUGCCCCACAGGGUCCCUCCAGGAUAUCACUGCCCACUUCAGUGGCCAGCAGCCCGCACCACCCAAGGCCUCCACCACAGAUCCCCUGGACUGGCUUUUUGGGGAGUCCCAGGAAAAGCAACCAAGUAGGAGGGAGAUGCUGAGGAGGACUGGCUCUCCCGCUGACUCUUGGGGUCCUCACAGCCAGAUGGACAGUGGCAAAGCACGGGGAAGCCCCCGAGGGAGGCUCUGUGAGGCCAGGGCACCUGAGAAUUCUCUGGCUAGAGCAUCCAGGGAUGGCUACCGGAACACCCGAGCUUCCAGGCUCCCUGGCCGGGCUCUGGCCUCCCCGUGUGGCUCUCAGCCCAACGGCAUCCUCAGAACUCUGUAUUUGCACCUCCCUGUGAUCCACGAACUCUGACCCCGCCCC
Molecule: messenger RNA, 825 nt
Organism: Sorex araneus (European shrew)
Lineage: Eukaryota; Metazoa; Chordata; Mammalia; Eulipotyphla; Soricidae
Gene: DEPP1
Product: DEPP autophagy regulator 1
Exons: 2
Coding region: 193-816 (207 amino acids)
Biological process (GO): regulation of autophagy
Cellular component (GO): mitochondrion
Source: RefSeq, a predicted model, not a curated record